AUGGAGCUAGACUACAUGACGAGCGGCGGCCUCCACGCCUACCCCGGACCGCGGGGCGCGCCGGCCGCCAAGCCCAAUGUGAUCUUGCAGAUCGGCAAGUGCCGGGCGGAGAUGCUGGAGCACGUCCGCCGCACCCACCGGCACCUGCUGACCGAGGUGUCCAAGCAAGUGGAGCGCGAACUCAAAGGGCUGCACAGGUCGGUGGGCAAGUUGGAGACCAACUUGGACGGCUACGUGCCCACGGGCGACUCGCAGCGCUGGAAGAAGUCUAUAAAGGCCUGCCUGUGCCGCUGCCAGGAGACCAUCGCCAACCUGGAGCGCUGGGUCAAGCGCGAGAUGCACGUGUGGCGUGAGGUCUUCUACCGCCUGGAGCGCUGGGCUGACCGCCUGGAGGCCAUGGGCGCCAAGUACCCAGUGGGCAGCGAGCCGGCCCGCCGUACCGUCUCGGUGGGCGUCGGGGGUCCGGAGAGCUACUGCCAGGACGCGGACAACUACGACUACACCGUCAGCCCUUACGCCAUCACCCCGCCGCCCGCCUGCGAGUUGCCAGGGCAGGAGUCCACAGAAGGCCAGCAGUAUCCUCCGUGGGGGCCGGGCGAGGACGGGCAGCCCAGCCCCGGCGUGGACACGCAGAUCUUCGAGGAUCCCCGGGAGUUCCUGAGCCAUCUGGAGGACUACCUGCGGCAGGUGGGCGGCACCGAGGAGUACUGGCUCUCCCAGAUCCAGAACCACAUGAACGGGCCGGCCAAGAAGUGGUGGGAGUUCAAGCAGGGGUCUGUGAAGAACUGGGUCGAGUUCAAGAAGGAGUUUCUGCAGUACAGUGAGGGCACACUGUCCCGAGAGGCCAUGCAGAGAGAGCUGGACCUGCCGCAAAAGCAGGGUGAGCCCUUGGACCAGUUCCUGUGGCGGAAACGGGACCUCUACCAGACCCUGUACGUGGACGCCGAGGAGGAGGAGGUCAUCCAGUAUGUGGUGGGCACCCUACAGCCCAAACUCAAGCGCUUCCUUCGCCACCCACUGCCCAAGACCCUGGAGCAGCUUAUCCAGAGGGGCUUGGAGGUGCAGGACGGGCUGGAGCAGGCGGCCGAGCCCACCGGGCAACCCCUGGCCACUGAGGACCAGGCCGAGUCGCUGACGCCUGCCCUCAACAGCGAGUCCGCCGCCAGUGAUCGGACCCAGCCCGAGUAG
Molecule: messenger RNA, 1188 nt
Organism: Chrysochloris asiatica (Cape golden mole)
Lineage: Eukaryota; Metazoa; Chordata; Mammalia; Afrosoricida; Chrysochloridae
Gene: ARC
Product: activity-regulated cytoskeleton-associated protein
Exons: 1
Coding region: 1-1188 (395 amino acids)
Biological process (GO): positive regulation of AMPA receptor activity; modulation of chemical synaptic transmission
Molecular function (GO): mRNA binding
Source: RefSeq, a predicted model, not a curated record